AAGCGGCUUCGCGUGGGCUCUUAAGGGUGACCCGGAUGCACUCGAGGCCACUCCCGCCCACUCUUAACAUGGCGGACCUCAACCGACAGCUGCAGGAAUACUUGGCCCAGUCGAAAGGUGCCGGCUCGGCGGAUAAUAUCCCCCUGAUACCCGCCGAGGGAAAGGAGGCAGCGGAGCCCGGGAGGACGUCUUCGGUGGGAGUUUGGCUGGGCCGAGUGAACCCCUUCCCAACGCGGGGCGGCCUAGGAUGGUCUUGGCUACGGGGCCCGGCCCUGCCUCCUGAAAAUCCGGAGCCGGGCCCGGGCCCCCCGUGCCUGCCGAGCCUGUCGCGCUGGCAGCGCCUGACGGCGAGCGGCGUGUGCCUGGUGUUGGCGGCGCUCUGCUUCGGGCUGGCCGCGCUUUACGCGCCGAUGCUGCUGCUGCGCGCUCGCAAGUUCGCCCUGCUCUGGUCGCUGGGCUCGGUGUUCGCGCUGGCGGCCGCCGCUCUGCUGCGCGGGGGCCCCGCCUGCCUCCGGCUGCUGCGCUGCGAGGAGCGGCCGUCGCGGGGCGCGCUGCUCUACCUGGCGGCGUUGGGCGGCACUCUGUACGCGGCUGUGGUGCUGCGCAGCACGGCCCUCACGGCGUUGGGCGCCGCGGCUCAGGUGGGCGCGCUGCUGGCGGCGCUGCUGGGCCUGCUCCCGUGGGGCAGCGGGCCCGCCCUCCGCUACGCGCUCGGGAGCUUGUGCGGCGGCCUGGCCCGAACCCUGCCCGUGUGAGCCACCUGGCCAGCUAAGCGCCCCCGGACCGGACUCCAAGGCUGCGGCGAUGCGAGGCCGCCGAGGCCCCUGCAAGUGAGCCCUGGCCUCGCGAUGCUCAGGAGGGACCCCGCAUGGAGCGGGGGGUCACGGCGUCCCGGAUCCAAGAGCCUGGAAGCCAAGGGACCAGUUGUCCUCGUUCUGUAGGGCCUUGCUGGGUGCUGUGAGAUAGUGGCAGUCAGAAACCACACCUCGAUUUCGGCACCUUUCUUUUGUGAAUAAAUGGCUUGUGAAUUAACCACGAAUAUUUUUCGGUGCAUCUUGACCUUACCUGCGGAAUAGCUCUUGGGAGUUGUAUUAUUUGUCAUUAAAAUAGG
Messenger RNA from Sarcophilus harrisii (Tasmanian devil), 1111 nucleotides. It is a transcript of the gene SFT2D3, whose product is annotated as SFT2 domain containing 3. Gene Ontology annotation, biological process: vesicle-mediated transport. Gene Ontology annotation, cellular component: membrane. NCBI's taxonomy places the organism in Eukaryota, Metazoa, Chordata, Mammalia, Dasyuromorphia, Dasyuridae. Bases 36 to 755 code for a protein of 239 amino acids. The transcript has a single exon. The record is from RefSeq and is a predicted model, not a curated record.